AAAACUAACCGCAAAACAAAAUCAAAGGGAUCGCAAAAUUCUUUUUUUCUUCACUGUUACGAAAGAAAUCAAAGUAAACGCGAAGCAAAAAAGCGGAAUCGAAUUGAUCUUCUUCUGCAGUGGGUCAUCUCUGAGCGCGAGCGGUUUCUCGUUGGGUCCCUGAGCUGAUUUCUGUUCCUUCUUGGCAGUUUUCGCUCCAAGGAGUCGUUUCAGGCACCCAUGGCCUCCGCUCCGAUGAGGAUUGUAUUCGGUCUGCUCACCUUCGUCACCCUCGGCAUGAUCAUUGGUGCUUUGUUCCAAUUAGCAUUUAUAAGGAGGCUGGAGGACUCUUAUGGCACGGAGUUUCUAUCUGCUGGAAGGUUACAUAAAACUCAGUAUGAUGGCGAUCGUCAAUUACCCCGAGGCUUUCCUAAUUGGAUUAAUGACAGAGAAGCAGAAAUUCUUCGUCUUGGCUAUGUUAAACCAGAAGUAGUAAGCUGGUCACCACGAAUCAUUGUAUUGCAUAAUUUUUUGAGCACAGAGGAGUGCGACUAUCUUAGGGCAGUAGCACUUCCUCGCCUUGAAGUUUCCACGGUUGUGGAUACAAAAACAGGGAAGGGAGUUAAGAGUGAUUUCAGAACGAGCUCUGGAAUGUUUUUAAGUCAUCAAGAGAAAAAUUAUCCAAUGAUCCAGGCAAUUGAAAAAAGAAUUUCUGUCUAUUCUCAAAUACCAAUAGAAAAUGGAGAGCUCAUUCAAGUUUUAAGGUACGAGAAGAAUCAAUUUUACAAGCCUCAUCAUGACUACUUUUCUGAUACUUUUAACUUGAAGCGUGGUGGUCAGCGAGUAGCAACCAUGCUUAUGUAUCUAAGUGACAACGUUGAAGGUGGAGAAACCUACUUUCCGAAGGCUGGUUCUGGGGAGUGUAGUUGUGGUGGGAAAACUGUCCCAGGGUUGUCCGUUAAACCAGUCAAAGGAGAUGCAGUGCUUUUCUGGAGCAUGGGAUUAGAUGGACAGUCGGAUCCUAAUAGCAUUCAUGGAGGGUGUGAAGUACUGUCUGGCGAAAAAUGGUCUGCCACAAAAUGGAUGAGGCAAAAGAGUACUCUGGUACCAUAGUUCAUACUUAUUAUAGAGUUCCACUGCAUACGGCAUUUAAUAUUUUGUUACAUAACAAAGUAAUAAAUUUAGAGAGAGAAAGAGAAAGAGAGAAGCUAGUUUAGAUAGUGUUUAACAUAUUAACAAUACUCACUGUGAAUCAAUUUAUUUAAUGAAUAAUACAGCAUCUGGUGUUAUCCUCCCCCAGUGUGUGUAUCUGCUGAAGUUAUAGAUUUUUUCUUUUCUAAGAACCAAGAUCAGACUAUUUAAACGAUGUUAUUGUGUACGUUGAGAGUAUUGAUUACUAGAGUUCAACAAAUAUAGAGGUGAAGAUUGAACCUUUGACUUCAA
This is a messenger RNA of Momordica charantia (bitter melon), 1422 nucleotides long. Its product is annotated as prolyl 4-hydroxylase 1. Lineage: Eukaryota; Viridiplantae; Streptophyta; Magnoliopsida; Cucurbitales; Cucurbitaceae. Gene Ontology annotation, cellular component: endoplasmic reticulum. Gene Ontology annotation, molecular function: L-ascorbic acid binding; iron ion binding; procollagen-proline 4-dioxygenase activity. The record is from RefSeq and is a predicted model, not a curated record. Gene Ontology annotation, biological process: peptidyl-proline hydroxylation to 4-hydroxy-L-proline.